Molecule: messenger RNA, 1716 nt
Organism: Plasmodium gaboni
Lineage: Eukaryota; Apicomplexa; Aconoidasida; Haemosporida; Plasmodiidae
Exons: 1
Coding region: 1-1716 (571 amino acids)
Source: RefSeq, a predicted model, not a curated record
AUGAAUGAAAAGUUAGGAGUUGACAAAACGUUGGCUCAGGAUGUUGUAUUAUAUAAUAUAAAAAAUCUUGAAAAAGAGGAAAAAGAUUUUUCUCUUUUGUAUAUUACAUAUUUAUUAAAUACUAUAUAUAAUAAAUAUAAGAGUAUACAACCAGUGUAUAUUUAUUUUAUAUGUUCUGAAAAAAAAGAAAAGGAUAUCUGUAAUGAUAAUAAUAAAAAUUAUAAAAACAAUGUUCAUAAGAAUCAUGACAAAAACAGUUUAAUAUAUUAUACCCCUAGUUCUAUUAUGGAACAAUAUUUUCCAGAUAUAUUUCACAAUGUUUAUUUUUUAUGUGCUCACUAUACAAUAUUAAAUAAAGAAAUCAAAAGAAAAAAUCAUAUAGAUUAUAUAAAAUAUAGUAAAGAAAAGAAAAUAUAUGAUGAAAAAAAAGAAACGUUUUAUUUUAUCUUUACUUUUUUUAUGGAACCUCAUUUUAUAUGGGAAGAAUUAAAUAUUCCAAUUUUUCAUGAAAAAGGAUAUGUUGAAUGUAUUUUUGAUUCUGUUAAUAAUCUUAUAAAAUUAAAGAAUAUAUUUAAUCCUUUGAAUGAUAUUAGACAAAAUACAUAUGAUAAAACCUUAAUACAAUAUAUUUUUUAUAUGAAUAAAAAGAGGAGAAAAAAAAAUUAUAAACAUUCCAAAGAUAAUCAAAUUAAUGACGAUACAAAUUAUUAUAAUGAAGUUUUAAAAAGGGAUAGUAGAAAUAAUAUGUGCAAUAAUAAUAUGUGCAAUAAUAAUAUGUGCAAUAAUAAUAUGUGCAAUAAUAAUAUGUGCAAUAAUAAUAUAUACAAUAAUAAUAUAUACAAUAAUAAUAUAUACAAUAAUAACCUAUACAAUCACAAUACAUACCAUAAUGAUAACAAUAUAGAAUAUGCAAACAUAUUUUCAUCAUUUAAUAAUAUCAAUAAUAAUAGUGAUAAUGAUUUAUAUUGUUAUAAUUAUCAUAUAAGUAAGGACAGAAUAAACGACAAGGUCCCAAGAAUAUAUCUCCUGCCAUUUUUUAUUUCAUCAAUUUAUUUAUAUAAGAAUAAUAAAAUAUGUAAAACGCGUGUUAUAAGCUUUAAUGAAAAGGAUAUUUAUUUUAAAAAUGAUGAAAACCAAAAUAUACCUAAAGCCAUGGUAUUAUAUAUUAGAAAUAAAUUAUCUAAUAAAUUAAAAAAUAUAGAAAAGGAUGUUAUAAAAAAAGAGAAAGAACAUUUUAAACGAUUAAUUAAAAAAAAAAACAAAAGAAAAAAAAUUAAAAUAUAUUCAAAGGAUGAUAGUAUUAAACUCAAAAAGGAUUCAUAUAAAAUACAUAAUAAUAAUAUAAAUAAAAAAAUAAAAGCCAAUAUAAAUCAAUAUAUUAAUAAUGCAAAUAAUAAUAAUGAUAAUAUUGAAUCUAAUAUUCAAUAUAAUAACAUAAAGACCAUUCUUAAUUUUAUACAAAAUAAUCUACAAGAUGUACAAUUAAAAAAGUUAUUAUCACAGUAUUACAAUAAUUAUAAUAAAUGUGAUUAUAAAGAAAAUGUAUAUAUAACUAAUAAGCAUUUUAUGAAUACAUUAUCAUUAAUUCAAAAUAAUUAUAAAUUCAUUUAUAAAGAUAAUAAAGAAUUGCAUAAUACCUUAAUCGAUCCAUGGCAAAUAGGAAUAGGAGAAAAUAAUUUAAGACUAAUGAAAAAAUUGUUUUCUCAAAGAAUAUGA